Messenger RNA from Ostreococcus lucimarinus CCE9901, 543 nucleotides. RefSeq lists its product with no specific name. Gene Ontology annotation, biological process: regulation of lipid metabolic process. Bases 1 to 543 code for a protein of 180 amino acids. The transcript has a single exon. NCBI's taxonomy places the organism in Eukaryota, Viridiplantae, Chlorophyta, Mamiellophyceae, Mamiellales, Bathycoccaceae. Gene Ontology annotation, cellular component: mitochondrion. The record is from RefSeq and is a predicted model, not a curated record.
AUGGCGCUGUACAUAAAGGCGUUCACGCUCAUCGUGAAGACGGCGUCGAAACCGCUGGCGAAGCGGUUGCGAACGGCGAUGGAGGAGUCGCCGACGGCGCGCGCGUACGCCAUCGAGAGCGCGCGCGCGACGGCGAAGUGGAUGGCGUUUCUGGCGCGCGACGACGCGGCGAGCGGCGCGGUGAGCGGUGAACCCGGAACGACGUCGAGGAAGGCGAGGAACGAGGCGAAGCGGGCGAUGGCGAAGGCGAACAUGAGCGAAGACGCGGCGCUGCAGGCGGCGAGCGAAUUCGUGGGGGAGGCGUUCGUGUUCGCCGUCGCCGGCGGCGCGGUGUGGUGGGAGGUGGAAAAAUCGAACGCGAAGGAUGAGAAGAGACGGGAAGACGCGGCGAACGAACGCGCGCAGUUGUGCGAUAUCAUAGACACGCAACACAGGACGAUGGUGGACAUGUCGGCGCUGAUCGAGGAAUUGUUCGAGUACAAAAAGUCGUCGAGCGAGACGAUCGCGGCGAUGCAGGCUGGACGACGCGCCGCGGCGCGAUGA